This is a messenger RNA of Parathielavia appendiculata, 1700 nucleotides long. RefSeq lists its product as uncharacterized. The transcript is spliced from 3 exons. NCBI's taxonomy places the organism in Eukaryota, Fungi, Ascomycota, Sordariomycetes, Sordariales, Chaetomiaceae. The coding region runs from base 214 to 1515 and encodes 433 amino acids. The record is from RefSeq and is a predicted model, not a curated record.
GUUGACUUGCAGGAGCUCGACUGACGAGGCGAAAGCUGGUCUUCGACGACAUGUAUCCUCGUCGCCCGCUGCGGCAAACCGAUCUCUGGGCCGGCUCGUUCAUCGCGCACCCAAGCGCUGCCUGCUGACGUCGUUGCGUCUCGUCGGCGGCCAGCCGUUGUCAACAAUUGUCCGAAAACCACUUGCCGACAUUGUGGCACGAGCGCGCGCAGUAUGACCGCCGUCACUCGGUGUCUCGCCGUCGCCGGCUGGCUGGUUGCCGGCGCCGCCGCCAUUGCGUAUGAGCGCUUCGUGGCCGUCGAGACGGGCGUCAUCUUGUCGCCGCGGGAGUACCACGUGUCACCGGCGCAGCCGCUGGGGAAGCGCCAGGACGGCUGUAAUCCAGAGUCUCAUCCAUGUAACGAGAUCGGACCCGCGGGCGCCAGCAUCUGUUGCCCCAACAAUCAAUACUGCAUCAUAAACCCCAUGACCACCACCCUCGGAGCCUGCUGCCACAUUGGCGCAACAUGCGGCGCGCCUUGCCCCGAAUUCCAAUUCCAAUGCAACAGCACAGUGACCCUCACCACCGGCACCCUCACCGCCACCACCACCUCCCCAGCCUGCUGCAACCGCACCUGCACACAAACAUCCAUGUUCCAAUGCCCCUCCUCGCUGGGCGGCGGCUGCUGCGCCUACGGCGCCCGCUGCGCGACCGACGGGCACUGCCUCGCUGCCGCCGCUUCAACUCCUGCCACCACCACGGGGUCGUUGGAACUGAGUCUGGCGCCGCCGCCGCCGGGUUGUAGCACAGGGCAGAUCUCGUGCGCCGCGACGUUGGGCGGGGGGUGUUGUGCGGCGACGCAGAGCUGCACGCUCGUGUCCGGGCGGGCGCACUGCGCCGCGACUCCGCCGCCAACCACGACCGAGAAGUUCAGUGUCGUGGAUGCGGAUUCGGCGGCGGGCGGGUUGAGUCCCGGCGCGACGGCGGGCGUGGCGGUCGGGGUGGUGGUGGGGUGCGGGUUGGUGAUUGGGGCCGUGACUUGGUGGUGUCUUCGGAGGAGGAGGCGGAGGAUGAGUGAGGCCGAGGGCAGCAGCAGUGCCACACGGCCUAGGCCGAUGGGGUUGGUUGGGCGGGUGGUUGGGGGUUCGGGAGGGAGGGAGAUGUCGGAUGAGAAUUCGGAUGUGAUGUCCGGGAGUGGGCGGCUGGCUGGGCUGGUUCAGGAUUACUCUGGGCCUGCGCCGGGGAUAGGACCGUACUCGGAGACGCAUAGCACGUCGGCCGUGACGACGCCCGGGUUGGACCGGGGCGGGGUGCCGCUGCAGCCGAAUGAGCCGGGGGAUAUUGCGGUGCCGGUGGAGAUUGAUUCGAGGCUGCGAGAUACAAGGAGGCUGCCCCCGGAUGGGUUAGCGACGCCGCAUGACGAGGACGCGCAGGAGAGGUAUGAACUCUAUGGCUCGGAUGUAGGGCAGAUCUCGCCCACGCUGCCGUCGCCAUUUCCGGGCAGGAUGCCGAGUCCGGAUGGGCGGCCGCGGUAAGGUGGGAGAUUAUGUUCGACGGUUUGGAUGCAUGUAUUGUAUACCUGACUGGUUGAAUGAUCUCAUGCCUCAAUACACACCUCUAGGCCAGGCUGAGUUGCUGUUGCGAGAGCAGGAUUCCAUGUCAAGAGCACGAUUAACGGCGACCUGAGCACCCGAAUCUAAGCCGGGCAGGUGAAUCCCGU